AUGGUGUGCGGCUUGGAGGUGAUCUUGGAAGGGCAGCUGUCCCCCACGAUGAGUCCCCCGAUGUGUAGCUCCCAGCUCCUGACCCCACUUCCUUUCUCACACUGUCGCUGGCAUUCUCGCCGGCUCUUCAAUUCCCAGCCCUCCCCACGUUCCCAUUCCCAGCGCCCGGAGAUCCCAUCCCAGAAAACUACACUUCCCAGCGGCGGGGGAGGCGGGCAGGAACCGUCCCUGAAUCGCCGGCACCGCAGGAGAGGAAGGCUUCCCCCCUCCCGCCGCCGGAUUGCGAGGCAGCCCGCGGAGACCGGGGAGGAGGUGCGGGACAGAUGGUCCCGGGACAGUGCGGAGCGCGGAGCCCGCGGGGAGGCGCGGCGGGGAGCGGCUGGCCGGCGGCACCGGGGCUGGGAGUUUGGAGACGCUCCCUGGGGAGGCCAGGAAUGUGCUGGCGCUGAAGGAGCGAGUGGAUCGCUGCGGAGCUCCGGGACAGGGGGCCCGAGAGGCGGCCAGCCCACCGGGACCGCGACCGCGGAGCCCGGCAGCGAGAGCGCAGCGGAGAGACAGCCCGCCACCCGCAGGCGGUGUCCCACAGCCGACAUGGCAGAACCGUUACUCCGCAAAACUUUCGCCAAACUUCGAGCCCGCAGAAGGAAAAGUCUGAAGGGUGGACGGAGUGAAGACUCGGAGAUCCCAGAGACAGCGGCAGUGGCCACAAAUGGAGACGGUGUCCAGGCUGCCAAGUGUGCAAUCGGCGAAGCACGGAGCGACAGGAUCAGUGGUGUUGGCUCCUGCAGGAGCCCUGGUGUGCCUGUACCUUCCUGCGGCGCAGACGGUGGAACGGACUCCACCAACCGGGCCACAUGUACGUCCGGCCUGGCACAGAGUUCCGGCCCAGAGCAGGACAUCCACCCCGCGAGGAAGACCAGGAACACGGCGGAGGAAGGAGAGAUUUGGUACAACCCCAUCCCAGAGGACGAGGACAUUGUGCCGGUGGCACGCAGGCCUGGGACCAGCAAGGCGCAGUGGUACGUGGAGGUGCCCUGUCCGAAGGAGGCUGAGACUGCUGGUGGUGCGAGGAAGCCCAGCUGUGUGGGGACGUCAGGUGGCACCGAGACAAUGCUGGAGCCACGGGCAGUGAGAUGUCCUGCUGAGUCCUCGCCUCCGAAACACCGCGCACCUUCAGUGACGGCCACCGGAGUGUCAUGGAGCUGCAGUCAACAAGGGAGCAGUGCACAAAAGCCCAGGCACUCAGACGGUGCAGCAGACGCCCAGAUGGAGAGCAGCCAGGGGCCGGCCCCCAGCCCCCGACCGGCCAAGAAGAGCGCGGCAGCCCACCGCUCGCUGUCCGACCGCGUCAAGUCCCCCGGCACGGUCCGCAAGCUGUCCAUGAGGAUGAGGAAGCUGCCCGAGCUGAGGCGCAAGCUGAGCCUGAGGGGGACGUCCCGGUCCGGCCGGCAGGAGCGUGAGGGCGGUGGGGAGAGUGGGCGGGCGUGUGCCCCCCCGGCCCCUCCCUCCUCCGGUCCCGCGCUGCCUGCCUCCGACCGCAACGUCAUCUGCCGCUACCACCUGGACACCAGUGUCAGUGCCCGCGGCAAUUGCCCAAGGCCCAAGAAGCAGCGCGGCCCCCGCUCGCUGACCAAGCUGGGCUACCUCAGCGAUGGCGACUCACCGGAGCUGGUCGCCAAGGCCGAGAAGCCCAGCACCCGCUGGCACCCGGGUCUGGACACAGGCUCCUUCCGUCCCUACGGUGGGGGCGAGCACCCCCGCUGCCUGCAGUACCUCUCCGGCCUCAUCAACAUCCGGCUCUUCGGAAUCGAGGGUGUGAGGCUGCCCCGGCCGGGACUCAGGGACAUCUUCUGUACCAUCCAGGUGGACUCGGUCAGCAAGGCCCGCACGGCCCUGCUCACCUGCCAAGACCCCUUCCUCAGCCUGGAUCACACGUUCAACAUCGAGCUCGAGCACUCCCAGCAGCUCAAGCUGCUGGUCUUCACUUGGGACCCCAGCUCCUGCCGCAACCGCAUCUGUUGCCACGGCACUGCCCUGCUCCCUCCACUCUUCAAAGGAGCCCGCACACACCAACUUGCCAUGCAGUUGGAACCUCGUGGAGUCCUGUACCUGAAGGUGUCUCUGGUGGAGGUGUGGGAGGUGCCGGCGUGCUGCGCUGACGAACAUCGGGAGCCCAGGGUCUUCAAGGUGGAACUGAGCGAGCUGGUGGGGCGGGAGCAUUCCGGAGUCAAUGUGCCACUGCUUAUACAGAAGUGUGUGUCUGAGAUCGAGAAACGAGGCCUAAAGGCCGUGGGUUUGUAUCGCCUCUGUGGAUCGGCCGCCGUUAAGAAAGAGCUGCGGGAUUCCUUCGAACGGGACAGUGCUUCCGUGGACCUGUCCGAGGAAAUCUAUCCCGACAUCAACGUUAUCACAGGCAUCCUCAAGGACUACCUCCGGGAGCUCCCAUCUCCCCUCAUCACAAAGACCCUCUACGAUGUAGUGCUGGAGACCACGGCCACCUGGCCCCUGAAGAUGUCCAACGGCGUGCCCGACGCCAGUCUCUGCUCCGUCAACACAGUGGCCCUGCUCAACUGCCUCCCUCAGGCCGAGAAGGCCACGCUGACCCUGCUCCUCGACCACCUGAGCCUGGUGGCCUCACUCCAGGAGUCCAACAAGAUGACGUGCCAGAACCUGGCGGUCUGCUUUGGGCCAGUUCUCCUGGGCCAGAAGCAGGAGACCUCCCAGCAAGGCUCUUGCACCUUCUCCCACUCCAAGGAACUCGCCAAUGCUCUGGACUUCAAGAGGCACAUCGAGGUUUUGCACUACCUGCUGCAGCUGUGGCCCAGUGACCGAAUCAAAGAGAAACGAGACAUGUCGAUGGAACAGCCAAAUUUGGCCAACCGCCUGCGUCCCAGACCACAGAUCCCCGCAGUGAGCCCAGCGGCCGAGGAGGUUGUGUGCCGGAACCGCGUGGGGCGAUCCGCCAGCUCAUCCCGUUACCGACAUGCCGGUGACUGGAGCAGCUGUGGCCGAAACUACCUGCGUCCAGGGAACGACCAGAAGGUGGAUGAUCGCGGCCAAUUCACCAAGCUGGGCACCAACGUCCUGGGCUCGCCGGCAUCUACCGACACACAAGAUAGCAGCUCACGCCUCACGGACACGAAGGAUGGUGGUUCGCGCCAAACGGACACUCAAGAUGGCGGCUCACGCCUCAUGGACAAGCAAGAUGGGGGUUCGAAUCCCACCAGCGGACGUAAUUAUGACUUGUACCCAGUCAAUGGACAAGGUGACAGUCUGUUCCCUGACAACAGUCAAGGUAGCAGCCUGUUUAGCGAUGGCGGAGAGCUGGACUUUGAGUCCAGUCUCGGCGGAAGGACGAAGGAAUUUGACAGCUUGAUUGCUGACAUUGAGCGGGAACUUGCGAAGAAAAUCAUCUUCCUCUGAGGAAGAAGGGCAGGGUGCCCAGAGGUCAGACUCGGUCGUUGGCGUGGGCUGGCCUGCCCCGUGCCGACUUUCCUGCGCCAGUUUGCAACAGCAUGGUUACCUAGCAGCACAAACGUCACCCCCGGUCACAAAGUUCACACGUGAAGUCUCCCGAACUCCCAACUCACCCCCCACCCCGCCUGUUCCAGAACCUUCCCAUCCCCUGGUUACCAGGGUUGGGGCUGGGAAUCUCCCAGGCACUUGGCCCGGCUGCUCCCACUGGGGAAUACGGGGGGUCCAGGGAUGGUUUGUGUGUCCUCCAGGUACAUCCCUCCUCCCGCCAACCCUCCUCUCCCACCCCCAACCCUCCUCUCCCUCCCUCACUACCUCCCCCUCCCUUCCUCCCUACCACCCCCUCACUACCUCUCCAUCACUAGCACCCCCUCCCCUACUACCUACACGUAUCUCACUCCCCCUUCACCCCCCAUCUUUUCCUCACCACCUCCAUCCAGCCCCUCCCUGCCAUUCUCUCCCCUCCCCCCUCUACAUCCUCCCGGGCCACCGGCAGGUGACCAGAUGGAAGUCCCCCCCACCUCCGCCCCAUUCACUCGCAGAGGGUCGGCUGCCAGAUGUUCCCACAGCUGCAGGAGGGGGAGCUGGGGAGAUGCCGAGACCCCUGGUCUGGCCGUCCCUGUCGGUCAGUGGGCCGGGGGAGCCAGGGGCAGCAGAGGCCCUGGGCCAGAGGGUGGAUCACCGCAUCGGGCAACUGUGCGGCCUGUCUCCCCCUGCCUGUCCGCCACAUCCUCCCCUCCGUAUCUCUCCCUGUUCUCUCUCUCUGUGUCUCCCUCUCCCUCUGUCUACCUCUGUCUGUGUGUACGUGUGUGUGUCCCUCUCUCUCCCUCUCUCCCUCCCUCCCUCUCUCCCUCCCCCGGGCUGUACCUGUUGCUGGGUUGGGGACUCCAGGGAUCCGUACCUGCGAGGGACAGAGCGCAGGCAGAUGAGACCCCCUGCCUGGCAGGGUGUGGGGUCGGGCUCAGUGGUUUGGGGACUGCUCCCAGUGACACCGCUGUGCUGUGUGUGCAAUCAUCACGCUUUGUUUUAGUGGAUCGAUAAUCGCUGAAUAGAUGCUGAAAAUCCUGCAGGUUCUAAACACUCAGCUAGUUCUCAGACUAUUCCACGAGUCAGUAUUAAAGACAUCGGUCUCCGGGCUGUGUCUCGCCAGGGGAAUUGCAAUUCACACGCGUGAUAUAAAAUAGCUUGAGAUGGUGACUUUUAUAUAUAUUAUAUAUAAAAUACUUUAUUUAAGUUUCACAUUUAUUUUUGUAGAUGGACGAUUUUGGAGAGUUCUGAAUGUAUAUUUGGGGAUUUGCCCUGAGCUAUGGAGGAACAAUUGAUGUGCUGUAUUUAUGCAGUGUUGUCCCGGGGCUGUGAGAACACAGGACUGCAAUGCUGUGCUCUCCUUGGAAUUAUUUAUCCCAAUCUGACAACGGGCUCUGGUACUUUGUUUAAUAAACUGUAACGUUUUAUGCC
Messenger RNA from Pristis pectinata (smalltooth sawfish), 4932 nucleotides. RefSeq names its product rho GTPase-activating protein SYDE1-like. The transcript has 9 exons. The record is from RefSeq and is a predicted model, not a curated record. Lineage: Eukaryota; Metazoa; Chordata; Chondrichthyes; Rhinopristiformes; Pristidae. Gene Ontology annotation, biological process: signal transduction. Bases 1 to 3423 code for a protein of 1140 amino acids.